Molecule: messenger RNA, 711 nt
Organism: Symbiodinium natans
Lineage: Eukaryota; Dinophyceae; Suessiales; Symbiodiniaceae
Source: the annotation of a GenBank genome assembly
AUGCGGAUCUGUCUGUUGUCGCCCCUGGCCGCUGCAAUCGGCUAUGUUGUGAUUCGAGUCCUCGUCCGGCGCCGGAGCCCGCGAGCGCAGCUGUCCGACCUGCAGGCAGCUGCCACUGCAUUGGCACGCAAGCAACGCAUCUCGGUGAUUGGAUGCUCCUGCACUGGUAAAUCGACCCUUGCCUCCAUGCUCGCCAAGAUCAAGGGCGUGCAGUACAUUGACAUGGACCGUUUGGCAUGGCUGCCUGGCUGGCAGCUGCGCGACCACAAGGAGCGCGAUGAGAUGCUGUCCAAGGAGCUUCAGCAGGCCAAGGCGCGCGGUGGAUUCACAGCUGAUGGCCACUACGGCCUGAAAGCCAAGAAAAGGCUUGUGCGGGAGUGGGAGGAUAUCGAGGUGAUCGUGUGGCUGGACCUCGACUUCUGGAUAGUGCUGGGCCGUGCUUUCUGGCGCACUGCCUACCGCAUCAUCUACCGCGUCGAGUGCUGCAACGGGAACUACGAGCAGCCAGUCAGACUACUGGGUCUGACCAAGGACUCUGUCAUCCACUGUGUGCUCACAAUGCAUCAUCUGAUGGAAGAAAAGGUCAUGCGCCUCCGGCAAGAAUAUCCGCAGCAGCUCCUCGUGCGGCUCCGCUGCCCGAAGGACGUGGACCUCCUGUGGCACCUCGUGGAGCAGGAGAUGUUGAAGGGAGCCCCGGACAGACCUCCAUGA